AUGGCACUCUUCAUUUACGGCAUUGGUGUAUCGAUCCUAAGUUUCUUCAUAUAUGCUAAGAUGAUAAUAGGAGGACGGAAAUACGAAAUUUCACCGGAGGAUUACGUUUUUGCAGCAGUGAUGCUCUUUAUCGACAUUUAUAAUUUAUUCAUCGUAAUUUUGAGCCUGUUCAAUUCUGGUGAAUAA
Cooperia oncophora is the source of this 186-nucleotide messenger RNA. Lineage: Eukaryota; Metazoa; Nematoda; Chromadorea; Rhabditida; Trichostrongylidae. The record is from the annotation of a GenBank genome assembly.